GAUAUGGUUACACAAGCUCAGCAGGAAAUAACUUUACAGCAGAUAAUGGCACAUCUGGACUCCAUUCGGAAAGAUAUGGUCAUCCUGGAGAAAAGUGAAUUUGCAAACUUGAGAGCAGAGAAUGAGAAAAUGAAAAUUGAAUUAGAUCAAGUUAAACAGCAGCUAAUGAAUGAAACUGGUAAAAUCCGAGCCGACAGCAAGCUAGACAUAAACCUGGAAAGGAGCAGAGUGACAGAUAUGUUUACAGACCAGGAGAGGAAACUGAUGGAAGCAACUACAGAGUUUCAUAAAAAAGAUUCAAGCACCAACAGUGUUAUCUCAGAGAUCAGUAAUAAAAUUGACACUGAAAUAGCUUCCUUAAAAACACUCAUGGAAUCCAAUAAACUCGAUACAAUACGUUAUCUGGCAGCUUCAGUGUUCACUUGCUUAGCAAUAGCACUGGGAUUUUACAGGUUCUGGAAAUAGAUCUAAAUGGAGUGACUGCAUGAAAUACAGAUGAAGAAACAGCCAUCCAGGCAACAUCAGCUCAAGGAUCAUGUUUACGCUGUAGAUAACCUUGACUGUUCUGUAAUCCUGUGGGGG
Indicator indicator is the source of this 582-nucleotide messenger RNA. RefSeq names its product coiled-coil domain containing 90B (gene CCDC90B). Gene Ontology annotation, cellular component: mitochondrion. The transcript has 8 exons. Bases 4 to 465 code for a protein of 153 amino acids. The record is from RefSeq and is a predicted model, not a curated record. NCBI's taxonomy places the organism in Eukaryota, Metazoa, Chordata, Aves, Piciformes, Indicatoridae.